Messenger RNA from Chlorella variabilis, 1191 nucleotides. RefSeq lists its product as hypothetical. NCBI's taxonomy places the organism in Eukaryota, Viridiplantae, Chlorophyta, Trebouxiophyceae, Chlorellales, Chlorellaceae. The record is from RefSeq and is a predicted model, not a curated record. The coding region runs from base 1 to 1191 and encodes 396 amino acids. Gene Ontology annotation, cellular component: plasma membrane. Gene Ontology annotation, molecular function: urea transmembrane transporter activity. Gene Ontology annotation, biological process: urea transmembrane transport. The transcript has 7 exons.
AUGCUCCUCCAAUGGCUGCAGUACAACUGCAACACCGAUGGCUUCUUCGGAGGCACGCCGCCCCUCGCCCAGGGGUACGGCUACGGCAUUGUGAUUGGCUUUGGCGUCUUCUUCUCCGUCAUCACCUCCUUCCUGGUGUGGCUGGACUACCGCUACGGCGGCACCAAGAAGACCUCAGAGCAGUUCAACACCGCUGGGCGCACCGUCAAGACUGGCCUGAUUGCCAACGUCAUCGUGUCGGAGUGGACAUGGGCUGCCACCCUGCUGCAGAGCUCCAACGUGGCCUGGCAGUACGGCGUGUCAGGCCCCUUCUGGUACGCCUCGGGCGCCACCAUCCAGAUCUUGUUGUUCGGCAUCCUGGCCGUAGAGAUCAAGCGCAAGGCCCCAAACGCCCACACCAUGCUGGAGAUUGUGCGUGCCCGCUGGGGCAACACCGCUCACAAGGUCUUCUUCGUCUUUGCAAUCAUCACAAACAUUAUCGUGUGCUCCAUGCUCAUCCUCGGUGGCGCGUCCGUGAUGGGGGCGCUGACGGGCAUGAACCUGUAUGCCGCCUCAAUGCUGAUCCCGGUGGGCGUCAUCAUGUACACCGCCCACGGCGGCCUCAAGGCCACGUUCAUGUCCACCUACCUCCACACCGUCGUCGUCUUCAUCGCCCUCUGCCUGUUUGCCUUUGAGAUCUACGCCAUGCCCAAAACCGGCCUGGGCUCCCCCGCCACCGUGUGGGAGCACCUGACCGACAUCGCCACGCUGGGCGGCGCGUUCAAGGGCCCCGUGGCCGACAACAAGGGCGGCUCCUACGUCACCAUGUUUUCCGAGGGCGGCUUCAUCUUUGGCAUCAUCAACAUCAUCGGCAACUUCGGCACCGUGUUUGUGGACCAGGCCUACUGGAUGGGCGCCAUCGCCUCCAAGCCCUCCUCCUCCUACAAGGGCUACAUCCUGGGCGGCCUCAUGUGGUUCUCCAUCCCCUUCACCCUCGCCACCUCCCUGGGCCUUGCCUCUGUCGCCAUGGACCUGCCCAUCACCAAGGCCGAGGCCGGGGCCGGCCUGGUGCCCCCCGCCACCGCCGUCUACAUCCUGGGCAAGGGCGGCGCGGUCUGGCUAACAAUCAUGCUGUUCAUGGCUGUCACCUCCACCGGCUCCGCCGAGCUCAUCGCCGUCUCCGCCCUCUUCUCCUACGACUUCUACCGGUGA